GGGCAGAACCAGGAAGUACCGUCUCUUUGGGCAGAAUACAGCAUUUAUCUCGUAACUGACGCCGCUGCUGCUUAAACUACUGUGUUGUGAUGGCAGUGGACUGGAUUGGAUUUGGCUAUGCCGCAACCAUUCUAUUUGGAGGAUUUAUGGGAUACAAGAGAAAAGGCAGUGUGAUGUCCCUGAUGGCUGGUUUAGUCUUUGGUGGAUUAUCUGCUUAUGGUGCCUUUAACAUCUCCAGUGAUCCAAAGGACAUCAAGAUAUCAUUAAUGGCCUCGGGAGCCCUUGCAGUCGUCAUGGGGCUGAGAUACAAGAAAUCUGGGAAGUUGAUGCCUGCAGGCAUUAUGUCAGGACUGAGUUUCCUGAUGGUGUUUCGUCUGUUGCUCCUGGUCAUGAUGUAACCCAGAGGACGGCGCUGAGGCCUCUCUAUGCCUGUGAACAAGCCUUACUUUUAAGAAAACACUCUCAUACAUUCUGCUAAAACAAGUCUUAUGUUUUGUGGGUAUUAGAAUAUGAGCUUGUUUAUAACCUUGCAUUAAGUUUUUGUUUUUUUUGGUUUUUUUUUUACCAUCAUACGAUUGUGAUUCUCAUGAUAAGCUUCUUCGCAGUGCAUUCCCUGACACUACUGGUAGAACAGUUUGUGCAGUAUAUGUGAUCUGGAGUUUACACUAAUAUCAGUUUUGCAGGCUGCUAAAGUAAUCAGAUCACACAAAAAAAUAAAAUAACCAACAACUAAGAAAGAGUAAAAUCUGGAAUUUUGACUUGUGUUAUUUCUCAGAGAGAACAAAGUGAUUUGUACUUUUUUUAAUGAAGCUAAACAAAAUAAAAAAUGAUUUCUGAAUAAAUGUUUUAUUUUGUGUACAAGAUGA
Molecule: messenger RNA, 866 nt
Organism: Salarias fasciatus (jewelled blenny)
Lineage: Eukaryota; Metazoa; Chordata; Actinopteri; Blenniiformes; Blenniidae
Gene: tmem14a
Product: transmembrane protein 14A
Exons: 5
Coding region: 90-398 (102 amino acids)
Biological process (GO): regulation of heme biosynthetic process
Cellular component (GO): mitochondrial membrane
Source: RefSeq, a predicted model, not a curated record